CCAUCACUUCUCCCAAAGCAUUGAUAGAACCAGAGGCGCCCACCAAUAUGCGUUCUUUUUUGGACCUUACCCACUUUCGCGUCCCUUCCCUUGCGUCCAGCCAUGCUGUCUCCAAUUUCCUCCGAGAGAGCGAUUAGCCUUGACCAGCUUGCCAUCUACUCUAUACCACUGGUCGAACGUUCCACGACACCUCAGUUUGCCGAUAAGGAGUCUCAAAGCAUAACCUCAUUGGAGAAACUUGAGCCAGUCUACCACCUCAUCCUUCACGAGCUACUAUCUCUAGUGGUACCGACAUUGACCCUCGUCCUAUCGCAGUUAUGUCUAUGAGAUCACUUCGCGACCUCUUUAUUGCCAUGUCAUUGCAAGCAAGAGCCUUUUGAGAGGGCUAGAGUCAACAAACAAUAGUUGCCUGCCAAAAUCCAAAGCUCUUGGGUACGUAGAGACCUUACGCAUCGAGGACAUGCCUGCCAUGUGGCACAUCGCUCUUCUGUCUCAUGCUUCCCACGAGCCUCGGCGAUACAACAGAAUUUCCCCGAACGCCAAGUUAGUCGAGCUGUCUCAGGCGGUGUUGAAGGGCCAUUAUCAUGAAAAGGAAGGAAUAAUGCAACAGACAUGGAACAUAGUGAUGAAGCAGAGGCUUUUGGAGCAAGUCCUAGAAAAUUGCGAAAUUCGAGAAAUUCACCUGUCUCACCGUGAGCUUGAGGGGGGAAAUGAUGCGCAAUCCAUGACCUUUGAUAUAGCUUCUAAAGCCCUACUUCCGCUUAUUUUGGCACCGAUUACCACAUCUGACAGCGCCUUUUGGCCCCUUUCAUGUUGGCUACUUUUGGUCUGUUCCUAAUCUGUAACCAAGUUCAGAUUGUAAUGCUAUGAUCUUAUACUACUAAAUCAGAACUACAGGACACCAUUCGUCUUGCUUAUCUUAAUCUCCUGCUCGACUCUCAGCCUCCAUGACCUUAAUCUAUCCAACGUGACAGCCAACAUAUCAAUAUCGGAUGGGAUCACCGCCAGCCGCCAACUGUCAAAUUGGCUGCUGGACCAAGGGAGGGUGUAUGUGGCUUGGCAAACAAUCACCUCAUUGUAUUAAGGGAUUGACUUUCCGCCCUGACGCAGAGUAUUUACAGCUCCCAUCGAACCAAACUCUGGUAUCAUCUUUUCCUGGGGCGAUGAGCCGUGCUGUCGCUCUAAAUCACCUGGCAACGGCUCUGAUGGGACUAGCAAUUGUUUUUAUGUUCUUCUGUCUAAAACCAGACGAAGGAUGGUCCUACUGGUCGAAGAAACUGGAAAGCUGGGCAAACUUUAUUGCAUGGCUUGCAUUUUGGUUUGAUCUUGCCUACAUAGUUGUGCUGAGGGAUAGGAUCAGUAACAAUGAUACUGGUUUUGAUUUCCACCUCGGGAACGCUUUUUGGUUGAUGUUGUAUACAGUGUUACAUAGGAGCUUCCUAUCGUAUCAGGUGCAAACAAAUAGUGUAGCUAAGACUUGAGACAUGCUCAGGAAUAUUCUAGGUGGAAUCCCUGUGUAUCAACAUCAUUGUUGUAGCAUACACGAGUUGGCUUUCUUAUCUAUUCAUAACGACUGCUGUUGAUAACAAGAUAAAAUAAUAAAUAGCAAAGGAAUGUAUAGGAUA
Molecule: messenger RNA, 1625 nt
Organism: Cryptococcus deneoformans JEC21
Lineage: Eukaryota; Fungi; Basidiomycota; Tremellomycetes; Tremellales; Cryptococcaceae
Exons: 5
Coding region: 993-1481 (162 amino acids)
Source: RefSeq, a predicted model, not a curated record